AUGGUGAGCCAAGGAAUGGUGUCUCUUACAAAGUCUCUAUGCUGCGCCAUGACUCCAAGAGUCCGUCUCAAGAAUCCGAAGCCGAUGCAGAACCUAAAAACCGGAUCUUAUCAUCUCGGUUUCAGAAAUCUCCGCGUCUCAUGCACAAAACUCUCCCAAUGGGAACCAUCACCGUUUCUCCAAGCCUCCGCAGACGAAGCUGGUGGUAUAGUACUGGAGAAAACCGCAAAUGUCUUCGAAUCCAUCGUAUCCGAGGCUGCUGAUGAUGAGGAAGAGAAAGAGAAAGAAGAUUCAUCAGCGCAACAACAACAACGGACUAACUCUCAAAUUCAGGUUCUUAAAUGGCCAAUAUGGCUCUUAGGUCCGUCUGUGCUCCUCACAAGCGGUAUGGCACCUACGUUAUGGCUUCCACUGUCGUCGGUUUUCCUCGGUUCGAAUGUGGUUAGUGUGCUUUCGUUGAUCGGUUUAGACUGCAUUUUCAACCUCGGAGCAAUGCUUUUCUUGUUAAUGGCUGAUUCUUGCGCUCGUCCCAAAGACCCAUCACAGUCCUGCAACAGCCAACCACCGUUCAGCUACAAGUUCUGGAACGUUUUCGCGCUCUUAACCGGGUUUCUCGUCCCGACGCUGCUUCUUUUGGGAUCAAAAUCCGGUUUACUCGGUUCUCUCCAACCGGAGCUUCCUUUCAUCUCCUCCGCUGUUCUCCUCUUUCCCUACUUCAUCCUCCUCGCGGUCCAGACGUUGACAGAGAUCCUCACGUGGCAUUGGCAAUCACCGGUGUGGCUAGUCACGCCGGUUGUCUACGAGGCUUACAGAGUUUUGCAGCUGAUGAGAGGGUUGAAGCUGAGCGCAGAGGUCAACGCACCGGUUUGGGUGGUUCAUAUGUUUCGUGGGCUUGUCUCUUGGUGGGUAUUGAUCUUGGGGAUGCAGCUCAUGAGAGUUGCUUGGUUUGCUGGUUUUGCGUCUAGAACAAGAACAAACCAAGAACCAGAAUCUGUUGCUUCUAAGUAA
This is a messenger RNA of Microthlaspi erraticum, 1008 nucleotides long. The record is from the annotation of a GenBank genome assembly. NCBI's taxonomy places the organism in Eukaryota, Viridiplantae, Streptophyta, Magnoliopsida, Brassicales, Brassicaceae.